AUGGCCAAUUCGGAAAAAAUUAAAAAGCAGCAAUUGCUCAGACAAACCCCUUACAAUAGGGUAGUCGAAAUGAAUACCUUAGCAAAACAGGCCGAACAUAACCUAGAUGACCGUGAUAGCUUCGCAGUAGCAAUCGGUGAUCUUGAAAAACUGUGCGCGGAUUUUUAUCGUUAUCACAACGCUAUCAUCGGCUUGAUUAACGCAGAGGAAUUUAAUGGGGAAGAUGAUAUUCGAAAAGUCUUCGACUCCAUGGUUCUAGCGAUUAAGACCAUUCAUUUUAAAGUUCAAAAGGCAGCCGAGACCAGUGAGCCCCCUUCGGUUGCUUCCCCCCUUAAAUCUAAUAUCAAGUUACCCAAAGUGGAAUUACCUAGCUUUUCUGGGGAUAUUACGACAUUUGUGCCGUUCAUGGACAUGUUUAAUAAUCUCAUUCAUAAAUCGAGCGAUUUAACCGCCGUAGAAAAAUUUAAUUAUUUGCUUUCCGCGUUGAAAGGAGAAGCUAGAGCGCUAAUAGAAAAUCUACCAGUCACGGAUAAUAAUUAUUUAACAGCAUACUCCGAACUCCAUAAUCGUUACAAAAAUGAUAGACAAAUAUUGCAAGCCCAUUGGAUUGCGAUUGUUAACGCACCCAAGAUUCAUUCGGAGCAUCCGCAGGAGUUGCGAACACUUAUAGACACGUUCUCAACUCAUUUGAAAGCUAUUCGUAAUUUUACCCUUCCUAUAGAUCUAGCGGAUUUUUUAUUAUUCAAUGUAAUGCAUCAAAAGCUAGACUCGUCAUUGAUAACGCGAUUCGAACUUCACCACAAUUCGAAAGAAAUUCCCACUUAUCAUAAACUGUAUCAGUUUUUAGAACACCAAUGGAGCGCGUUAGGCAAUUCCAUCCCAGUUAAACCUCAACAGAAAAAGUUCGGUCCACAUAAGCCUUUUACGCCACAACCGCGAUUUACCACGUCUUUAGUGGCGAAGUCAGAGUCUGUAAAGUGUCCUGUUUGUACCUCGCCUCAUUUAAUCUACAAAUGUCUGGAGUUUCUCGGGAAAUCUCCCCGUGAACGCUACGCCAUUUCUAAGUCGAAACACUUGUGCCUCAAUUGUCUUAGUAAUUGUCAUGUGAGUAAGGCGUGUCAGUCUACUCACAGUUGUCGUCACUGCGGUAAGAGGCAUCAUAGUCUAUUACAUUUCGAAGCGUUUCCGAGCGGCGAUGGUCAGGUGCCGAAUUCUGCGGAAGCUACCUCCAUCAAACCAAUGAGUGGAGUUGGAUUUGCAUCGCCAGCAAUGGGAGUUUUAUUGGCUACCGCUUUAAUAGAAGUUCGCGAUAACGGCGGAAAUUCUAAGGUUCUUAGAGCGCUGCUGGACUGUGGCUCACAAAGUUCCUUCAUUUCGCAACAAGCCUUUCAUUUGCUAGGUCUGUCUAGACGACAUACUUCAGGUCUGGUGCAAGGUUUGGGUCAAGUAGUUACGGCAGCCAAUUUAGGUUCAGUGAUAAUAACGUUUCGACCGGUAGGCCAGUUAAGGCCCACUUUCAAGGUAAAUGCGCUAAUUUUACCCAAGAUCUGUGAUGACUUGCCCUGUGUGUCUCUUUCGGCCGAACAUUGGUCUCAUUUUCGUGCCAAGCUACCGCUCGCAGAUCCUUCCUGUGUCUCUCGUGCAGGUAUCGAUAUGCUUCUAGGAGCGGAUGUCUAUUCACAAUUGCUUAGUGGAGAGGUGGUUAAGGGUCAGAAGGGAGAACCAGAUGCGCUAGGGACAGCCUUGGGCUAUGUAUUAGUAGGGCAACAUACCGCUAGUACUGCUAAUACGAAUCUUCAUUCCUUUAUUACCACGGUUAACACAUGUUGCGAUUUAGAAAGAUCUAUUCAGAAAUUGUGGGAAGUGGAAGCAGUUCCUCGCUUACAGACUUUGUCUCCAGAUGAGGAACUCUGCGAGGACAUUUACAAUAAAACUUACACUCGCACCGACAAAGGUCGGUUCGUCGUAUCUCUACCGUUUCGCGAUACCCCGCCCACUUUCGAAGACAGCCGGUCAAUCGCAAUCAAUCGGUUCCUUCAUCUGGAGGCCAAACUGUUAAAGCAACCGCAGUUGUAUGCGCAGUAUUCUAAGUUCAUGCAAGAAUAUUUAGAGUUUAAUCAUAUGGAACCUGUUCUUCCUCCGGAUGACACCAUUGCCACUUAUUAUAUCCCACACCAUUGUGUACUUAAGCCAGCCAGUUUAAGCACAAAGCUGCGCGUUGUGUUCAACGCGUCCGCACGAUCCUCUAAUCAAACCUCCUUAAAUGAGCAUCUUCUUAUCGGUCCCAAACUUCAAAGGGAUAUUUGCACUAUCUUAUUGAAUUUUCGCCUCCAUACGUACGUCUUGACUGCCGACAUCAAAAUGAUGUAUCGCCAAAUCUUAAUCAAUCCGGUUCAGUGCAAUUUUCAGAGGAUUAUCUGGCGUUUUACUCCUGAACAACCCAUUCAGGAUUAUCGUUUAAAAACUCUAACGUAUGGAACCUCGCCCGCUCCCUAUCUGGCCAUUCGUACUCUGUUAAAAUUGAGCGAGCAGGAUGGUUCGUCGUUUCCAUUAGCCGCUGCCGCCCUCCAGACGGACACCUACAUGGACGAUAUUGUUACUGGUAACAAUUCUUAUCAACAGACUUUAAAGUUGAAAGAUGAACUUAUUGCACUCCUUAAGGGUGGAGGAUUUGAACUUCGCAAAUGGGCUACCAAUGAUAGUUCGCUUGUCUCUGACCUACCUCCGUCUCAUGUUUGUCUUGAUGCCAUUAAUAUACGGGAGGAAGAUCGUAAUGACACUCUUAGAAUCUUGGGAUUGCAGUGGAAUCCCGUAUCCGACGCUUUCAAAUUUACAGUUCAUAUUCUUCCCGGCAACUGCACUAAACGCCAUCUUUUAUCCAGUCUCGCACGCAUUUUUGAUCCUCUUGGCAUAUUGACUCCGCUUACUUUUUUCAUAAAACAUUUAAUUCAACGCAUCUGGACUCUCAAGUUAGCUUGGGACGACGCACCGCCGAAUGAUAUUUUGCGCGCUUGGAAUAUCUUCGCUAGGGAUCUUUCCGUUCUAAACGAUUUUUCGUUACCGCGCCGCCUCCUUUGCGAUAAUUUCCUCUCGUGUGAAAUUCAUGGUUUCGCUGACAGCUCCGAGAAGGGCUAUGCCGCCGUAGUUUAUUUGGUUUUUAGGUUCGCCUCGCUUGAACCACGCACGCAGUUUGUUUGUGCUAAAUCUAAAGUAGCACCGCUCAAGAAGAUUACGAUUCCAAGGCUGGAACUUUCUGCCGCAGUAUUGCUAACACGGCUCCUCAAUCUGGUUUGCCGAGUUUACAAAGACAAAAUUCCUUUUAAUCGCCUAUGUGCUUGGACAGACUCCCAGAUAGUUCUAGCUUGGAUCAAAUCUUCGCCGCAUCGUUGGAAGACAUUUGUCUCCAAUCGCGUAUCAUUUAUUCAAGAGCAUCUGCCCUCCUCGUCGUGGUACUAUGUUCCUUCCGGUCAGAAUCCAGCUGAUCUUGGGUCUAGAGGGGCAUACCCUCAGGAGUUACUGGUUAGUUCCCUAUGGUGGGCGGGACCCCCUUUUUUGAAGUCCGGCACGCCUCUCAAUAAUAAUCUGACGCCUUCUGUCCCUGUCUCCAUUCAGGACGAAGAACGCACGCAAUCGUGUAAUGCGAUAGUGACCACCUCUUUAUUGGACGACUUAGUCAAUACGCACUCAUCUCUGCCGAAGAUUAUUCGCAUUCUUUGUUAUCGCCCCCCCGUAUAUUCGGAAUGGUCCGAAGCCUUGAUGACGGUGGUCCGACACAUACAAGCUUUCCAUUUCUCUAGGGAAAUUGACUUCCUUAAUCGUGGAAAACCGCUACCGAAGGGUUUUCAAAAUCUCUCCCCUUUCUUAGACGAUCAAAAGAUUCUUCGAGUCGGCGGUAGAUUACGACAGGCUCCGUUACCCUACUCGAAACGCUUUCCCGCUUUGUUACCGUCUGGGCAUCGUUUCACCUCUAUGCUCAUAGAAUACACCCAUCGCAAAUAUUUUCACGCUGGACAUCAGACGGUUCAUUACCUUAUCGGUAACCAAUUUUGGAUUAUGUCCGCCAAACGCGCGAUAAGACGGGUGCUGUCUAAGUGUCUAAGAUGUUUCCGUACCCAACCGGUAUCCACUCAACCACGCAUGGGGGAUUUGCCUCCUUCUCGGUUUUCUAAAAUUAAACCAUUUUUACGAGUUGGGGUGGACUACGCCGGCCCCUUUUCUAUUACCAUGGCCAAAACGCGCGGUGCUAAAACGCUGAAAGCGUAUUUAUGUCUAUUCAUAUGCUUUGCGACGAAAGCUCUACACUUAGAGCUCGCCUCAGAUUUAACCGCCGACGCCUUCCUAGCGGCGUUACGACGCUUUCUUGCGCGGCGAGGGAGAUGCCAGCAUGUCUAUUCCGAUUGUGGUACUAAUUUUGUUAGUGCCCACAAACAAUUAGAUCAAUAUAUGCGCGAAGCUGUACAAUCGGAACAGAUUCAUUGGCAUUUCAAUCCGCCAUCAGCUCCACACUUUGGUGGUUUGUGGGAGGCCGGCGUCAAAUCGGUAAAGACCCACCUAGUCCGUGUCAUAGGCCACCAAAUCUUAACCUACGAAGAGCUCUUAACUUUAGUCUCUCAAGUCGAAGCAAUGCUGAAUUCCCGUCCGCUUCAUCCUGUAAGCAGCGACCCAAACGACUUGACCGCACUGACUCCCGGCCAUUUUCUUCCGUUUGCCCCUUUAAUUGCACUCCCAGAACCGGACCUUGAAGACGUGCCGGUGAACCGCCUAACUCGCUGGCAGCUAGUUCAAAGCUUUGUCAAAUGUAUUUGGUCGCGAUGGAGUCCCGAAUAUACAUUGCAUCAGCGGUCGAAAUGGUCUUCCGAGAAACCUAAUUCUAUCGAGGUCGGAUCCCUCGUCCUUAUCAAAAACGAGGUGAUACCCCCUCUGCAGUGGCGUCUCGCCCGAGUCCUACUUCUCCAUCCGGGACAAGAUGGCAUAGUUCGGGUUGUCACCUUGAAAACCGCCGGUGGAGUCCUAAAGCGCCCAGUGGCCAAACUUUGUCCACUCCCUGCAACUUUACAUACUGCGCCCGCAACCCUCGCUACACUGGUGGCCGAUCUAUUGCGGCCCUUUUUUCCUUUUGGUGUCCGCUUGAGUAGCAACGAGUCGAGUGGACUGAACGCGCAUUGUGAAGUCGUAGUCGUACCGGCAGCGACAUAA
This is a messenger RNA of Zophobas morio, 5196 nucleotides long. RefSeq lists its product as uncharacterized. NCBI's taxonomy places the organism in Eukaryota, Metazoa, Arthropoda, Insecta, Coleoptera, Tenebrionidae. Gene Ontology annotation, biological process: DNA integration. The coding region runs from base 1 to 5196 and encodes 1731 amino acids. The transcript is spliced from 3 exons. Gene Ontology annotation, molecular function: nucleic acid binding. The record is from RefSeq and is a predicted model, not a curated record.